GGAAGGCGGCGCAAGAUGGCGGCGCUGCAUGAGGAGCCGGCGGAGGUGGCGGCCGUGCAGCCGGACCCCGAGGCGGGGACGCCGCCGCCGCCGCCCGCCGUGCCUCCCGCCGCCGCCCCCGCCGCCGCCCCGGCCGCCGCGGCGGAGGGAGAGGCGGCGGGAGCCGGUGGGGAUGCGGCACCCCCGAAGCCCGCGGCGCCGGGCCCGGCCGCCUCGCCGGCGGCGUUGGACCGGCAGACGCUUGUGGCCGUGCUGCAGUUCCUGCGGCGCAGCAACCUCCGCGAGUCCGAGGAGAUCCUGCGGCGCGAAGCCCGCCUGCUGGGCGACGACCUGGGUGGCGCCGCGCUGAGCCCCGGCAGCGCCGGGCUCCUGGCGGGCUCCGGCAGCGAUGGGGACUCCGGCGAGGCGCUGCUCGGCCGGGGCACCGGCGCUGCCGCCGUCGCCAUAGGAGGCAGCGUCGCCACUGUCGCGACUUCCAGCCCCGGGGUGGCUGCGGUUGCCGCCGUGCCGCCGGGGAAAGUCGGGGGCGCGGUGGUUGUGGAGGACCAGCCGGACGUGAGCGCGGUGCUGUCGGCCUACAACCAGCAAGGGGACCCCACGCUGUACGAGGAGUACUACAGCGGGCUCAAACACUUCAUCGAGUGCUCCCUGGACUGUCACCGGGCAGAGCUGUCUCAGCUCUUUUAUCCUCUCUUUGUGCACAUGUACCUGGAAUUGGUCUACAAUCAACAUGAGAGUGAGGCAAAGUCUUUUUUUGAAAGAUUUCAUGGGGAUCAGGAGUGCUAUUACCAGGAUGACCUGCGUGUACUGUCGAGCUUAACCAAAAAAGAACACAUGAAAGGCAACGAGACCAUGCUGGAUUUCCGAACAAGCAAGUUUGUGCUGCGCAUUUCCCGUGACUCUUACCAGCUCCUGAAGAGGCAUCUUCAGGAAAAGCAGAACAAUCAGAUCUGGAACAUUGUUCAGGAGCAUCUUUACAUCGAUAUCUUUGAUGGAAUGCCUCGCAGUAAACAGCAGAUAGAUGCUAUGGUUGGAAGCUUGGCUGGGGAGGCAAAACGAGAGGCUAAUAAAGCAAAGGUUUUCUUCGGCUUAUUGAAAGAACCAGAGUUUGAUGUGCCUUUGGAUGAUGAGGAUGAAGAAGGAGAAAAUGAGGAAGGAAAGCCAAAGAAGAAAAAACCUAAAAAAGAUAAUGUAGGGUCAAAAAGUAAAAAGCAGGACCCUAAUGCUCCUCCCCAAAACAGAAUUCCUCUGCCAGAACUGAAAGACUCUGACAAGCUGGAUAAAGUAAUGAAUAUGAAGGAAGCUGCGAGGCGAGUGCGUCUUGGGCCAGAGUGCCUGCCCUCCAUCUGUUUCUACACAUUCCUUAAUGCUUACCAGGGUCUGACUGCCGUGGAUAUCACAGAUGACUCCAGCAUGAUUGUAGGAGGCUUUGCUGACUCUACUGUCAGAGUGUGGUCUGUGACUCCAAAAAAGCUACGCAGUGUGAAAACAGCUGCAGACCUCAGUCUCAUUGACAAAGAAUCAGAUGAUGUCUUGGAGAGGAUCAUGGAUGAGAAAACAGCAAGUGAGUUGAAGAUUUUAUAUGGUCACAGUGGACCUGUCUAUGGCACCAGCUUCAGUCCUGAUAGGAACUAUCUGUUGUCCUGUUCUGAGGAUGGCACUGUGAGAUUGUGGAGUCUCCAAACAUUCACGUGUUUGGUGGGAUACAAAGGACACAAUUAUCCAGUUUGGGAUACACAGUUCUCACCUUAUGGUUAUUACUUUGUGUCUGGUGGACAUGACAGAGUGGCUCGUCUGUGGGCAACAGAUCACUACCAGCCAUUACGGAUCUUUGCUGGCCAUCUUGCAGAUGUGACGUGUACCCGAUUUCAUCCAAACUCCAACUAUAUUGCUACAGGCUCAGCAGACAGGACUAUAAGGCUCUGGGAUGUUUUGAAUGGGAAUUGUGUGAGAAUAUUCACUGGACAUAAGGGACCAAUUCAUUCACUGGCAUUUUCUCCUAAUGGACGAUUCCUGGCUACUGGAGCAACAGAUGGAAGAGUUCUGCUGUGGGAUAUUGGACAUGGCCUGAUGGUUGGCGAAUUGAAGGGGCACACAGACACUGUCUACGCGCUCAGAUUCAGUAGGGAUGGGGAGAUCUUGGCAUCAGGUUCAAUGGAUAACACAGUUCGUCUGUGGGAUGCUGUGAAGGCAUUUGAAGAUUUAGAAACUGAUGACUUUACUACAGCCACUGGACACAUAAACUUGCCUGAAAACUCACAGGACUUGCUACUGGGCACGUACAUGACUAAAUCAACCCCAGUUGUUCAUCUCCAUUUCACACGCAGGAACCUCCUGCUGGCUGCAGGAGCCUAUAGCUCACAGUAGAUCAGGAAGCUGAGACUGACUGUGCCAAGUCAUUGCAGUAGUGACCUCAGGAUGUGAGACGAGAGGGAAUGUCUUGAACAGAAGGAUCCCACGAGUCCAUUGCAAGGAGUCUGAAACUGUAAUUUAUGCAAGCAGCAGUUCUCAGUUCUGCUGUUUCAUAUUUAUCUGCAGUUUGAAAAUGCUGGAGAUUGACAAGACAUUGUGGCUGUAAAAGGAGGAACUGUUCGUGGUGCUUUUGGUAACAUAGAUGUGUACAUAUGAAAUGAGCCAUCUCUUCCCAGAGGUGGUACUGAGCUCUGCUGAAACUUGUGAAAAGUUAACAGCCUUUACACGUGUUCUCAGAUUUUUUUAAAGCACUUAAUUUAUGUAUAGCAAAUGUUUCAUCAGUCUCAAACACAAGCAAAACUGUCCAUUUUCAGGAAAGAAGAAUGUAGUUUGAUCCACCACAGCCUGGGCUGGGCAGCAGGCGUGGUGAGAUCUCAGCAGCA
Passer domesticus (house sparrow) is the source of this 2855-nucleotide messenger RNA. It is a transcript of the gene TAF5, whose product is annotated as TATA-box binding protein associated factor 5. Gene Ontology annotation, cellular component: transcription factor TFIID complex. The record is from RefSeq and is a predicted model, not a curated record. Gene Ontology annotation, biological process: transcription initiation at RNA polymerase II promoter. The transcript has 11 exons. Gene Ontology annotation, molecular function: protein binding; RNA polymerase II general transcription initiation factor activity. Bases 16 to 2367 code for a protein of 783 amino acids. NCBI's taxonomy places the organism in Eukaryota, Metazoa, Chordata, Aves, Passeriformes, Passeridae.